This is a messenger RNA of Pieris rapae (cabbage white), 2298 nucleotides long. RefSeq lists its product as uncharacterized. The transcript is spliced from 4 exons. Gene Ontology annotation, cellular component: presynaptic membrane. Lineage: Eukaryota; Metazoa; Arthropoda; Insecta; Lepidoptera; Pieridae. The coding region runs from base 106 to 1236 and encodes 376 amino acids. The record is from RefSeq and is a predicted model, not a curated record. Gene Ontology annotation, biological process: neuromuscular synaptic transmission; neuron-neuron synaptic transmission; clustering of voltage-gated calcium channels.
UGUGGGUGGGAGAGAUCCUAACAAUACGUCACACGAGGCCCCAUUCCGUUGUAUAUAAAUGAUUCGUAGUCGUUCGGGACCCGUUGUGUGCACUCGUAGUCAAAGAUGCGUGGGAGUACGGCCGGGUUAGGCGACACGCUCGCGACUGGCUCGCGGGCCCGUAGCCUGCUUUUAAAAUUCGCAGAUGAGGUGUUCGGAAGUGCUGUAGUAGCCCCCGCGGUUGUGACUUACUGGAGAGGGACCUGGUCGCUGAUGGACUUUUACGUCCUGCCUAAAGAACCUGUGAACAGCGGGAUAGUAGCCCUCGUGUUUGGUUGGUGCGUGAACUUCUUUUUGUGCGUAUUCCAGACGCUGUUGAGCAAGCAUAUACGCCCUGAUAAGGGUAGAUUUACGUAUUAUGUGCUCUCGAGACUAUACACUUAUGUGGCUGCGUUGGCGUGUGUUGGCGUGUGGCGAGGAGUUCGGAACCUUCUCGACGCAUUCACGGAAGGUAGUGCACCAACUGUCAUUUACAUCACGGCAGCAGCGACGUUAUCGCUAGCAGCGUUACGGAGUCUGAGGAAUUUAUCAGCUGCCCCGUUCGCUGUUCUUGUUGAUGCACCUAAGGAUUUUUUCACUGUUCCUACUUUGUUUAGAACGAGUAGUAAGGAGACAGCUCUAUACAUAUUGGACUCUUUGUUUUCUGUGACUGUGAUAGGGUCACUCGUGGUGGUCGUGUGGGGAGGUCUAUGGGGUUUGAUUGACAUUUACCUCUACCCAGAUGACCCUGUCAAAUCUAACUGGAUGUCACUUAUAAUUGGUUACUCUAUGGUAUUUGUGACGUUUUCGCUGCAGACGCCGAUGCGGUGGGUUGUCGCAAGACUUCAGGGAGCCCCAAGACUGUUAAUCGCUGAUGUUUACCACUUUCUUUCGUUCGCUUCCACCGUCAAUGUAUGGCGAGCGGUUUGGGGAUUUCUGGAUAUUUAUUUUUUUCCAGAUUCGCCUCUCUUAAGCAACUGGUCUUGCCACAUCGUAAGUCUGGCGUUGCUGAUUCUCUUGAAUUGUUCGAAUUCAAUUCUUGUAAGAGGAGUUUAUAUUGACGGUGAGGAACCUGCAGGCGAAUGCGUCAUUUUCUCCUGCCACUACCUCCGACACUUCAUUCAGAAGCAAAAAACAAAUCGUCAUAAAGCGUUAGACUUAAAGAAGAAAAUGGAAGAAGCAAGUGUGCCUUUACAAGCACCAGAAGAGAAAGUGUAGGCAGCCAUGGUUAUGUAUUGGUUGUUCAAAUAUUGCCGGAAUGGAAAAAGCAUUAUUCUGCGCCUGUUAUUACGAACAUAGCUCCGACAUAGUGCACUGAGAUUAACUAUUUAAAGCCAGACAGAUUACAACUAACGAUCAAUGAAAUAAUCUAAAAUCGAAUUAUAUUAGUUCUAAUACAUUGUUUGACUAAUAAAAUAAAUAUUGAAAUUGAAUUUAAAACUGUACUCCAUUGUCUUCAUAUAGUAAAAAUUACUUUGUAUACAAAAACUUUAACAUAUCACUUGUAAUCGAUAAAUUAUUUAUUAUGACUAUAUACUCUAAAUAAAUGAUGUAAUCCAUAUUUUAUUGUAGUUCCCUAUCGAUUCAUUAUAAUCUUGUGCUAAUAAUAAUAGUAAUCGAAACCGAAACAAUCGGAUAUCCGGAAUAAAUAAAUAUAUUAUAUCCGUACUCACAACAUCGGAUAGUUUUGGACAAGGGCGGAGUCUAAAAUCUAGAUAAAACUACACGUUUCGACAGGAUUUUGUUAAUGCUUUCGAUACUUACUAAAAUAAAUAAAAAGAAAACAUUAAAUAUAUUAUACAAAGGUUAUAAGUUAAUAUGUGCAAUGUAUAAAGCUAAAUGUUUUCAGAAAAGCUAAUAAAUUUAUAGCACUUUUAUUUUAAUAGAUAAAAAGGAGGAGGUUUAUAAUAAUUACUUACCUAUAUUAGCGAUUAUAAUACCAACUGAUAACCUAGACUGAGAUAAUACCUAUAUAUAAAACAAAUUAUUACAUACUACUUGUGUUGUAUCUUACUUCAAUCUAUUUAAUUUCAAAGAUUCUUAAUUAUGUUCAACAACAAUUAAUAGUGCUACAUGUCCAGUGUAGAUGAAUACUCUAUUAACCGUGAGUGAAACUAUCCGAAACAAACGGAAACCGAUAUAAUUUUAUUCCUAUAUUCGAAAUAUCAUAACCAUAACAUGUCUAAUUAAUGAUCCUAAGGUAUUAUAUAUUUUCAUCAACAUAAAAUGUAAGAGUGCUGUCUUAUUUUUAUAUAUGUCACCGUAAGAUUGUAAACAUCG